CUGCAUCAAGAGAUCGUAACUCAUAAACCAGCGGUGAGCUCUCUGAUACCAAACCAACUAUUUACAUCAGAAGAUUUCUAUACUUUGAUUUCCAAACCACUGCAGCCAUGGCACCAAUUCUGCUCAAUUGCUUGGGAAAUGACCGGAAGGAAUAUUUGGAAGAAACAUUUCAUGUGAACAAUCCCAACUUGGACGGCAUGGAAGAGGACAUUCUCUAUCACUUCAGCCUGGGCACAAAGACCCACAACCUUCCUGAGAUGUUUGGAGACAUCAAGUUUGUGUGUGUUGGGGGGAGUGCCAAACGCAUGAAGGCCUUUGCCCAGUUCAUACACACGGAGCUGAAUCUGCCCGGGAGCAAUGAUGAACCCAAGGACAUCUGCGAGGCAACCGAUCGCUACUGCAUGUACAAAGUUGGACCCGUGCUUUCCAUGAGCCAUGGCAUGGGUGUCCCUUCCAUCUCCAUCAUGCUGCAUGAGCUCAUCAAGCUCCUUCACCACGCCCACUGUCGGGACGUGGUUCUCUUUCGCCUGGGCACCUCUGGGGGAGUCGGGCUGGCUCCGGGGACGGUGGUGGUGUCAGAGAAGGCGUUGGACUACAACUUCCUACCCCAGUUCGAGCAGGUGGUCCUGGGAAAAGUGAUCAUGAGGAGCACGGAGCUGGACGCGGGCGUGUCCCGGGAGCUCCUGCAGUGCUCCAAAGAGCUCCCCAACCUCCCGGCCGUCAUCGGGAACACCAUGUGCACCAACGACUUCUAUGAAGGCCAAGGGCGGCUGGACGGAGCUCUGUGCUCCUUCUCCCACGCGGAGAAGCUGGAGUACCUGCAGAGAGCCUACGAGGCCGGGGUCCGCAACAUCGAGAUGGAGUCCACCGUCUUCGCCGCCAUGUGCCGCGUGUGUGGCCUCAAAGCGGCCGUGGUCUGCGUGACCCUGCUGAACCGCUUCGACGGCGACCAGAUCACCAGCCCCGAGGACGUCCUGGUGGAGUACCAGCAGAGGCCGCAGGUCCUGGUGGCCCACUACAUCAAAAAACGCCUUGCACUCAUCGCCCUGACCCCGCCCUAAAGCCUCAAGCCCUGCCCUAAAGCCUCUAACCCCGCCCUCAAGCCUCUAACCCCGCCCUCAAGCCUCUAACCCCGCCCUAAAGCCUCAAGCCUCUAACCCCGCCCUAAAGCCUCAAGCCCUGCCCUAAAGCCUCUAACCCCGCCCUAAAGCCUCAAGCCCUGCCCUAAAGCCUCUAACCCCGCCCUCAAGCCUCUAACCCCGCCCUCAAGCCUCUAACCCCGCCCUCAAGCCUCUAACCCCGCCCUCAAGCCUCUAACCCCGCCCUCAAGCCGCCAACCUUGCACCGCUACGAAUGAAGUGUAUAUAAUAUAUACAUUAUAUUAUAUAGAUAUGUGUAUAAGGAUGGAUUCAUGUGAUUACCAUGUGGAUAUGUGUUCUUACUCCUCACGCUUUGGUGCUUCUGAUAAGCUUCUAGUUAUUAUAUAAAGAGUUACCUUUUUUGACCUAAAGAAUGUAUGAUUUUAUUACAAUCACUUGCUCAUUAUUUAACGUAUUUAACAAAAUAAUUUUGUUCUGUAUUUAUAUUAUAUGUACUGUGAAGUGUAUUGUGUAUAAUGUUACAGUGUCAUGUUGAAUAUGAAAAAAUAAAGUGUUCUUAAAGCUUAA
Messenger RNA from Gadus macrocephalus (Pacific cod), 1667 nucleotides. RefSeq names its product uridine phosphorylase 2 (gene upp2). NCBI's taxonomy places the organism in Eukaryota, Metazoa, Chordata, Actinopteri, Gadiformes, Gadidae. The transcript is spliced from 7 exons. Gene Ontology annotation, biological process: nucleotide catabolic process; uridine catabolic process. Gene Ontology annotation, molecular function: uridine phosphorylase activity. Gene Ontology annotation, cellular component: cytoplasm; cytosol. The record is from RefSeq and is a predicted model, not a curated record. The coding region runs from base 108 to 1061 and encodes 317 amino acids.